UGUAUGCGUGCGACCAUUUAGAGAAGAUAAAUGUUAGGCUAAAGAUAUGCCUUAAGCAAACUGUUUCAUUCUGGAGGCGUGCUAUAAAACAGCCUGUGGGGAUUCUGACGGUCGCACACAGUACAGAUUGGCAAGUUGGAUUGUGCUGAAGGAUCUUCUGUGAAGGUUAUGUAUUCAGCACCAUGUGCUAAAAGUUCACAAUGCCUGAAGAUAUUUGAAAAUCUGGACGUUCAGGAGAGUGUUUUUGAUUCCCGUGGAAUCUAUAGGACGUUUGGCCUCCUUGUUUUUAACAAAACGUAUCGUCACCCAACUACAGAAGGUGCAGAUCCAGAAGAAGACCUGGGCGACCAGUGCAUUAGAGACCCACUUUUGUUACGAUGCCCGUACAAGCGCCACAAUGGACGGAGUUUCUUUUGUGUCCCAUCUGCACGCAAACGUUCGAGGAGAAUGUGCGCAAGCCUAUCAGCUUGGGCUGCGGCCACACCGUUUGCAAGAUGUGUCUGAACAAGCUGCACCGCAAGGCCUGCCCCUUCGAUCAGACCACCAUCAGCACAGACAUCGAGCUGCUGCCCGUCAACACUGCCCUGCUGCAGCUGGUCUGUGGUCAGGUUCCCAAGUCCCAGCCUGUCACCUUAGUGAGAGGAGCAGAGGACACCAAGCAUUAUGACGAAGCACGCACCUGUGUGGAGGAGCUGGCUCUCUACCUCAAACCCCUCAGCAACACCAGAGGUGUGGGGCUGGGCAGUGUGACCCAGAGCCUUCUCAGCCGGCCCAUGCAGAGGAAGCUGGUGACCCUAGUGCACUGCCAGCUGGUGGAGGAGGAGGGUCGUAUCCGGGCCAUGCGGGCUGCUCGCUCUCUGGGCGAACGGACGGUCACUGAGCUCAUCCUGCAGCACCAAAACGCCCAGCAGCUCUCUUCAAAUCUGUGGGCCGCCGUUCGCGCUCGAGGCUGCCAGUUCCUCGGCCCUGCCAUGCAGGAAGAAGCUUUGAAGCUUGUCCUGCUAGCAUUGGAGGAUGGCUCUGCCCUUUCCCGCAAGGUUCUGGUUCUGUUUGUGGUUCAGAGGCUGGAGCCCCGCUUCCCUCAGGCCUCUAAAACCAGUAUAGGACAUGUAGUGCAGCUGCUGUACAGGGCCUCCUGUUUUAAGGUGACAAAGCGAGAUGAGGACUCGUCCCUGAUGCAGCUGAAGGAGGAGUUCCGCACAUAUGAGGCUUUGCGGAGGGAGCAUGACUCUCAGAUUGUCCAGAUUGCCAUGGAGGGAGGGCUGCGCAUCGCCCCUGACCAGUGGUCCUCCUUGUUGUAUGGAGACCAGUCCCACAAGUCCCACAUGCAGUCCAUCAUAGACAAGUUGCAGACCCCAGCAUCCUUCGCUCAGAGUGUGCAGGAGCUCACCAUUGCUCUGCAGAGAACAGGAGACCCAGCCAACCUCAACCGCCUCCGACCACAUCUAGAGCUGCUGGCUGACAUCGACCCCAGCCCAGAUGCCCCUGCACCAACAUGGGAGCAGCUUGACAAAGGACUAGUGGCUGUAAAGACAGUGGUGCAUGGCCUAGUGGACUUCAUCCAGAACUACAGCAAGAAGGGAGGAGACCCACAGCAGGCACCUCAGCACAGCAAGUAUAAGACCUUCAUGUGUCGAGACAUGAAACAGAAAGGAGGCUGUCCCAGGGGAGCCAGUUGCACCUUUGCCCAUUCCCAAGAAGAGCUGGAGAAGUAUCGCAAGAUGAACAAGCGACUUCCCACUAGGAAACCCCUGAGUCAGUCGCUGACACAGCUGAAUGAAAUGGAUGUUGUUUGCCCCCCAAGCCUUCUUUCUGACGAGGGCUUGGUUGUGGAGGGGCUGGCCCACAAACCUGGCAUUGUCACCAAUGGCAUAAUACCAGUUGGCCCUGGAACGGGGCUCCUGGUCUCCAGGGGUUCGGAUCCAUUGUACGAUCCAGCAUGCAAGCUGGGAAAGCCAGACAUGGGUAGCCUCAGUGCCCCAGGAUCACCUCCAGACUCACUGGACCCCAUGCCAAAGGUGGUGAUGCCUGCGCCUCCUCACCCUAGAGUGACGAGAGAGAGUCUGGCUAGUCAUAAACAUAUGUCUGCUGUCUCCAGAAUUCCCCAGAUACCUCAGUACCCUCCACAUCAGCCUGAGGGUUAUUACUCUGAAUCAAGACCACCACCAUCUGCCUCCCAGUACGAAUCCUCUCAGUAUCCUACAGGGAACACCUAUACUUACCAACACAUGCCUCGCUAUGUGCGCAACCCCGGCCCCCCCACCGACCCAGGCUUGUCACCCUAUCCAGACACCUAUUCUCUUUCCUAUGCUCCAGAACGCCAGUACCCCACCCCACCUUCUGACCCUCGAUAUGGCUACCCCCCACACCAUGAUGGCCGUCGCCACCAAGCUUAUGGAGGCCACCCUCCACACCAGUCCUAUGCACGGGAUGAGCUGGGACGCAGAAGUCCAGUGCCUAUAGAUGCGCCCCCACCACCGCAGCCCCAAACAGCAGGAGCUUCUUCCUACCUCCCAGACUCAUCGCGGGACAGAUAUGGGCCUGAGAUGUACAGCCACCCCAGUCAGAACAGGCCUUACGGCAGGAGUGCUUACUCUCGGCCGCAGCCCACCCUGGAUUACCUGCACCGGCGAAGAAAGGAGAUCAUGGCCCAGCUGGAGGAGCGUAAAGUGGUCUCCCCUCCUCCCUUCGCCUCCUCUCCAAACCUGGCCCAUUCUUAUGAUCCCAGCUACACCCAAGAGGUCAGGGGACAAAACCAUUACAUGGAAGAGAAUUCUCCUGCGUUUGAGAGCUUCAGGGAGACAGGCUGCACUGCUCAAUACUCUCCAUGGUCAUGUGACACUUUUGUCCCCUACAUUGGUGCCAAGGAUAUGAAAUCCAAAGAGGCCCUGGUCACAGGCUACAUGGAAAUGCAGAAUGUAGACAAGGGCCUGAGAGAUCCUGCGCUAGAGCUGCAGCGCAGAGCACCGGAGGUCAAAGACGAUGACCCCAUCAUUCCGUUUGGUCCACUGCCCACUGUUUCGCGCUUCGGAGCCAUCUCGCGCACAUCCAAAUCAGGCUAUCAGCCUGCUGGCCUGGUGCCAGGCCCCCAAGCCAAACACGCUGCCACUGCAGUCGAUUAUAGCUAUGGAAAUCACGGAGGAUGGAGUGAAGCAUCUUAUGUGCAACAUCAGACCAUGCCAUCUCAGGGACACUUCAGUGAGCGUAUGCCCCCUGCUGGUCCAGACAGGGAACAGCUGAGGAUGGAGCUUCAACAGGUCAACCAACAGAUCACCCAGCAGACCCGGUCCAUGGAGAGCUCCAGCAAUGUGGUGGCUUUGCAGAGGGAGUCUGGCUUGGCGGCUGGUCAGCCCACUCCAGUGGAGUGGUCAACAACUGGUGUGUCCAGCGAGCAGCUGAGCCUGGAGCUACACCAGGUGGAGAGAGAGAUUGGUAUGAGGACGCGAGAGAUGGCCAGGGAGAGUCAUGUAGCCCCUGGCAUGAAGUACAAGGUGGUUGCAGCCAGUGAAAAUGGCCAGAGUGAGCGCAGUUUGCAACGAGAGGAGCACCGGCUAGCCCUCAGUGAGGACUCAAAUGGUUCGAGUUCUGUGAUGCAGGACUGCGGUUUGGGCAGCAGCAGCAUGUCCUCCCUGACCAGCAAGACUUCCUCACUCAGCCUCUCAUCUGAUCUGGUGGCCAGCAGCCCAGACCUGUCUAAGAAUGGGGUGGUUCAUACAUGUUCCUAGCCAUUCUCUUUGUCUUCAGCUACCUUCUGCCCAAGAAUUGUUUGGUCCAUCUCUUCUCCUUACUAGUCUGUGUUUAUCUUGCUCGCUCCUUGGUAGCACCACUUGUACGAAGACUUUUGGUAGCCUGUCUUCUCUCCUGUUCACUCAGCAAAGCCACAGUACAUCACCCUUUCAUGCUCCCACCAUCCAGCAUGCUCCUACUCUUAUUGGAUGACUUCUUUUUGCUGCCGCCACAGUAUUGGGAUGUUGUACAUUCCAUAUUUUGCAUGAGAUAAGGGCUAUGUAGGGAAAUCUGGAUUUGAAAAUAACCACUCAUUGAUCAGAAUCAGUCAAUAUGGAGUACCUUUAACAAGAGAGACUUGCAGAGUCAGACCUAC
Messenger RNA from Colossoma macropomum (tambaqui), 4102 nucleotides. RefSeq names its product ring finger and CCCH-type domains 1a (gene rc3h1a). Lineage: Eukaryota; Metazoa; Chordata; Actinopteri; Characiformes; Serrasalmidae. Bases 378 to 3725 code for a protein of 1115 amino acids. The record is from RefSeq and is a predicted model, not a curated record. Gene Ontology annotation, molecular function: metal ion binding. The transcript is spliced from 20 exons.